GGACCGGAUGGAGUCCCGGGAAGAGUCCUGGCGCUGGCCUUGAGGCACCUCGGGAGCCACCUUAGGCAGCUAUUUAAUGACUGCCUGGAGGCGGGGCGGUUCCCGAGAGUAUGGAAACAGGGACGCUUGGUGCUGUUGCGGAAGGAGGGUCGUUCUCCUGAUUCUCCUUCGGCAUACAGACCAAUUGUCCUUAUUGAUGAGGUGAGCAAGAUGCUGGAGAGAGUUCUGGCCUCUCGUAUUAACCAGCACCUCGCUCUGCAGGGCCCUGAUCUUUCGGAACACCAGUACGGCUUUAGGGUAGGCAAGUCGACGAUAGAUGCCGUUGGUGCUCUGAAAAGUUUCUGCGAAGGAGCGCAGAAGGAAAGCGACGGGGUAUUGGCGGUAUCACUAGAUAUCGCCAAUGCCUUUGGCACCCUGCCGUAUAGCGUGGUAGAGGAGGCGCUCCAAUAUCAUCGGGUGCCCCUGUACCUGCGCCGAAUGAUAGGGCACUACCUGGAGGAAAGGGUAGUGGUCUAUCAGGGAAAGGACGGGGCGAGGCAGGAGAGGCGUAUGGCUUGUGGGGUUCCGCAGGGAUCGGUUCUCGGACCCCUGCUGUGGAACCUGGGCUUUGAUUGGGCAAUUCGUCCGGUUCUGCUGCCCCGGAUGGUAAUUAUUUGUUACGCGGACGACACCAUGGUUGCCGUCCGGGGAAGCAGUUAUGAGGAGUCGGUGAGGAGGGCUACGGUGGCCACCGAGCUGAUGGUCACCCGAAUUGGCAUGUUGGGGCUCAAAGUUUCCCUUCCAAAGACGGAGGCCGUCGUGGUCUUCCCACAGCCAGGAACUCCGUUUACCCAGGUGAUUUUGGGUGCUUUCCAGGAUUUCAGGGGCUCCUUCUCGUCCUUCGCUAUCUUAUUGCCUUGUUCGAGGAUUCUCUGUCCCAGCAUUAUGUUGGUGCAUUUUGCCAGGACAACUAUUGGGUCGGUGGAUGGUGUUUUGAACCGCGGCUUAUUAUCUUCUGCUUCCGCCUCUUCGUCCACCUCGACAAAACCUGCUGUUGCGCUGUAUGCGGCCAUGUGGUCGAGUUCUUCUACAUUUCCAUUGAGGAAUACGCUAGGGCGGGAGUACUUUAAUGAGAAAGCGUUACUACGGUCGAUGAAGGGCACCUGGUUUUCGUCGCCAAUAAUGAGCAUUUCGCUGGCAUGGGCAAGUUUCGCGGCCAUGAUUAUCGAUCCUGGGUGGCUCAUGAGAGCUUCAUCCACGAUGAGGCGCUCGCAGUGCCUCUCGCUUUGCUCUUUGAAUCCAUUUACCAAGACCGAUGCCAUGGUGCGGACUUUGAGUGUUGAUGCCUCUCCGUACUUUGCCUGCAGCUUCUCCUUCAAGUCCUUUUUGGCCUCCGUGGUUGCUGUUAGAACCACGUCACGAUUUAUCUCGAAGUUCCUCACUAUCCAGGUGGUCUUCCCACAGCCAGGAACUCCGUUUACCCAGGUGAUUUUGGGUGCUUUCCAGGAUUUCAGGGGCUCCCUCUCGUCCUUCGCUAUCCUAUUGCCUUGUUCGAGGAUUCUCUGUCCCAGCAUUAUGUUGGUGCAUUUUGCCAGGACAACUAUUUGGUCGGUGGAUGGUGUUUUGAACCGCGGCUUAUUGUCUUCUGCUUCCGCCUCUUCGUCCACCUCGACAAAACCUGCUAUUGCGCUGUAUGCGGCCAUGUGGUCGAGUUUUUCUACAUUUCCAUACUCAGCCCUCAUAUUCAUAAUGAAUCCAGUAGACGCGCGAGCACCAGCUGAGAAGCGAUACAGUUUGGAAGUCAUAGACAACGAUGCAUUCGAACGGACUUUUAGCGAAGAAGAAGCUUCCGGCUAUGGCCCCUUGACCCUGAUUAUAAAGCUCACCCACAAAGAAAUGAUUAUUACAACUUAUUUAACUGUUCAAGCCUCGAAGGGGAAUAAUAAGGUGUAUAUAUCACGAGAUCAAGCUAAGAACUUCUCUGACGAGGCAAUAAGUAAUGCUGUAUGUACUGUUUGUCCUGAUCUUUGGGACAAAAUUCGUAGAUCUCAUCCUGCAUCGAUAUCAUUACCCUUCACUGAACAAUCUCAAGAAGCAAUUUAUGUUCCUUUAAACAAAGAAGUAGCAGCGAAUAUGAUUCUAGCAUUCUUUAAUCACACUUCUGAUCCGUUGGAUAAGAUUCGGGAAGUUAUCCCUCAAGACAAAGAAGGAUCAAGAGCGAGAAUGGGGAGAAUUUUAACAACUUACUAUCUGUGGGUUGCCCCCAAACUCAUCGGGGCUGCAGGGGCGCUGAGUCGGCUCCUCCCUAACUUGGGCGGACCUGGCGUUGGCUGCCGCCGCCUGUACACAGGAGUGGUGCGGUCGAUGGCCCUGUAUGGAGCACCGAUCUGGGCAGACGCUCUUGUCGCCCGUAAUAGGACCCUGCUGCGAAGGCCGCAACGGGUCAUGGCGGCAAGAGUGAUCAGAGCGUACCGCACCAUUUCGCACGAGGCGGCCUGCGCGUUGGCAGGGACACCCCCGUGGGACCUGGAUGCGGAGGUGUUGGCGUGUGUGCACGAGCGAAGGGUGGAGGUCCGCAUGCGGGGAGAACACCCUUCGCCGGAGAGGGUCACUGGGUGGCGGCGUUUAGCGCAGGCCGAGCUCUUUCGCCAAUGGCGAGAGAGGCUCGAGUCGCCCAGUGCCGGUCUGCGGACUAUUGACGGGAUUCGCCCCGUGCUUCAGCAGUGGGUGGAGAGAAGACACGGGGUGAUGACCUUCCACCUUGCGCAGGUGCUUUCAGGACACGGUUGUUUCGGAAAGUACCUGUGCAAGAUCGCCGGUAGGGAACCUACCGAGGAGUGCCACGAGUGCGGCUGCGCUGUGGACACGGCGCAACACACGCUUGCCGAUUGCCCGAGCUGGGCGGUGCAGCGGGCCGCACUCGUGGCGGUAGUGGGACAAGACCUCUCCCUGCCGGCUGUGGUCAGGGCCAUGGCCGGCAGUGAGUUGUCUUGGGAUGCGAUAGUCUCGUUCUGCGAAGACGUGAUGACGCAGAAGGAGGCUGCGGAGCGGCUGAGAGAGGAUGCCGUGGACUCCCAGCCGAUCCGCCGCAGGAGAGUCGGGCGCAGGCGGCUUGCACAAGACCGCCGCCUGCCUCCAUAA
Messenger RNA from Pararge aegeria (speckled wood butterfly), 3120 nucleotides. RefSeq lists its product as uncharacterized. NCBI's taxonomy places the organism in Eukaryota, Metazoa, Arthropoda, Insecta, Lepidoptera, Nymphalidae. The transcript is spliced from 5 exons. The record is from RefSeq and is a predicted model, not a curated record. The annotation marks the transcript as partial.